Penicillium brasilianum is the source of this 1356-nucleotide messenger RNA. Lineage: Eukaryota; Fungi; Ascomycota; Eurotiomycetes; Eurotiales; Aspergillaceae. The record is from the annotation of a GenBank genome assembly.
AUGGCCAACUCCACUAGUUCUAAGCCCGUCGUCUUUAUCGGCGCUGCCGGCGAGAUGUGUCGAGUGGCAGUGGAACGCUUUGCCAAAGCCAGCAAUGCACAGCUUAUCCUUGCGGAUCUAAACACCGCCGUCAUUGAAUCUCUUGCCGCCAAAUUCCCAGCUGGCCGAACAACUAUUCAAAAGCUUGACCUUUUCGACAGAACUGCCCUGGUGAACCUAAUCAGUGGUGCCGGGCUGGUUGUUCUAGGUGCAGGACCUUAUUCUAAGACCUCACAUCCAGUCGUCAAGGCCUGCAUUGAGGCCAAAGUUCCCUAUCUUGAUUUUGAUGAUGAUGUCGAAAGCACUCAAAGCACCUUCGCCCUCACUGAAGAAGCCAAAAAGGCCGGCAUACCCCUCUAUAUUGGUUGCGGUGCGUCACCUGGCCUGAGUAACGUUAUGGCCGUCGACGCCACUAGUGAACUCGACCGAGUCGACAGCAUCGAUAUUUGCUGGCUUGUCGGUGACGAAGCGAGCGUUGGGAAAGCCGUGCUUCAGCACUUGAUGCAUAUUGCUGCCGGGCCUUGCUUAACAUGGGUGGAUUCGAAGCCAACUGUGAACGAGUCUUGGGUCGGAACCACAUAUGCACCAAUGUAUGCUGGAGAUGGAGAGAGACUCCUACACGAAACUGCUCAUCCGGAGCCUGUGACGCUGCCGCGUCUUUUUCCAAAUGCCACUCGCAUUCAAUGUUUCGGCUCGCUAGAUCCCAAGCCACUCAAUGGCAUCGCUCGAGGUCUUGGGUCUGCUGUCCGCGCCAAUGCUUUGACAAUGGACGAUGCAGUUGAAUUUCUUUAUACUUUGGCAAAUAAACCGCCGCUAGAUGGUGGCUUGAGUGGACUAACAGGAGCGUUCGAAGCAUUCAAGGGGCAACUUCGUGGUGGCGACAUCACUCUCAAGGAGCUUUUCUACUUGGUCAGCCACUCUGUUGGCCCUCUGCGAUACGCUCUAUGGGGGAUGUUGGAGCAAAUCUGGAAUGGUGAAUGCACCACAGCCGAGGUUGUUACUUACAUCCUGAACGCAUUGACUGGAACGAAAAUCGAAAACCGAGGAAACAUACUUGUGAGAGCAGUUGGUAUGCGCGAUGGGAUUCCGACGGUGAUCACGAAACGCAAUGCAAAGAACGGCAAUGCAUCCUAUUUCUGGCAAAGUAUGGGCACAGUUACUGGAACUUCAACUGCUGCGUUUAUGGUCAUGGCACUCGAGGAUGGACACAAGCGCAGUGGCGUUUUCUCUCCGGAGGACUGGGCUCAACCCGAGGUGUUUUACAAGGCCUUGGAGCGUGUUGGGGUCCCUAAGGAAGAGAUUAUCGAGUCAAUCUAA